Angiostrongylus costaricensis is the source of this 2349-nucleotide messenger RNA. Lineage: Eukaryota; Metazoa; Nematoda; Chromadorea; Rhabditida; Metastrongylidae. The record is from the annotation of a GenBank genome assembly.
AUGGACGAUGAGGGUCACAAUAAACCGGUACUUCCUAUCGUGCCGGAGAAAUGCGGACCACCCACCAUCAGUCUGAACUACUUACUGGACUUUGCGAUCCAGCAAAUUUACCAUGAAAUCACGGUGCUGUCAGAACUACUGCCAAAGAAGCUGGAUGGUGACAAAAAGAUUAGCUUGGUGCAGUUCGCGCACUCAACGCGAAUGUUGUUCGUGAAGUUGUUGGCUGUCGUAAAGUGGGUGAAAUCGUCGAAGAAGUUUGAAUCUUGCGCUGCGAUAUGUUAUCUUCUGGAUCAACAUUCGCAAUAUUUCGUGGAAACUGCGGACCGUCUAGUUGCAAUAUCGCGCGAAGAACUUGUGUUGGCUCGUUUACCUGCUUUUCAAAUCACAGCUGCCGUCGACGUCCUGCAGUAUCGAAUAUCAAAAGUUUCGUCUACGUUGUCUCCGCGCAUCAAGGGUAUCGUGAUAAGAAAUGGAAUGCUCAUUCUGACAGUUCCCGGUGAAUUCGAAGUAAGCCUAACGGUCUUGGGUGAACGAGAGCAAACACCUUGGACAUUGUUGAACAUCAAAAUGUUGGUCGAAGAUUACGAGAUUGGUUAUGGAGCCCAACUGGUUCAUCCUUUGCAGCUGCACAUGUUGCACAGUGUGCUUCAGCAUAGGAUGGACAUUGCAAAAAAUCCUAUAAACGAAGUGUACAACUUUCUUCAUACGUUUGCACAGUCGCUUCAACUUGAUGUUCUUUUUUGCCAAGCGUCACAAUUAGCUAUGGGACGCCUGAGGAACAAAAUAGUCAUUGAGAACUAUGAUCCCAAAGAGCGCGUCUUGUCUAUCGGAUAUUGGGUUCAGCGUAUUACGAAAAAAGGCUUAACUAAUCACGUUAGACUAGAACCUCAGUAUCGUGUAACAAUUUUUGGCGAUGACGGUUGUGAUACAACGUUAAAUGUGCGACACCAUCCAGUUGCACCCGAUCUCGGCCAGCUUGAUAGUCGGUCCGGGUGCGAAAAUCGAACUUUUACGGCGACCGAUAUUACAUCUGCUUACAUUAUGCGCCUCUCAAUUGAUCGUCUAUUAUCGGAAACACUGGUUGUUCGCUGCCGCGAACGACUGCUUCGAAUUCGAAAACGGCUUAAAGCAGCAAAACCUCUUUCAAUUGUUAUCUAUGCCGAGUUUCUUCCUGGUUCUGCUGCGGAGCUCAAAGAAUUUGAGACAGUUCUAUACAAUGGGCAGUCUAUAGAUUCUCUGCGUAAACGAAUUGAUCGACUGAAAGUACUGCUGAUGAUCGAGAGAUAUCGAAGAUCUGUUGCAACACUUCAAGUGCGUAUAAUCAAUGAAAAUCAAAUGGCACCCUUCUUUAAGAAGGUUCAUUCUCUCCCGGCUGAUCGUAUUUGUUUGCAAUUUAUCAAAGAGGAGCACUUCUAUUUGGAGAAGCAACUUAUUUCGGCACCAAUUGACGAAGUGGUAGACAAAGAAGCAAAAGCGUUCGGUCGAUUCGAGAACGAUGACGUGUGGACACCUAAUGUGAAAUUUAACCGCUUGGGACCGUCUAUGGUAAGGCAGUUGACUACUGCUGUGGCUGCUGUUGAUGACCGCAUAUCGUUUAUGCGUGUGUGUGAAGAACUGGAUAAAAAACGGAUCGGUUACCGUAGCGUCGAAGAGGAACCACACGUUGGUGGAUUGAUUUUGCAUAUAACAGAUGUUUCGGCCGUAGUUGAUGUACGCUGUGCAGCAUUUCUGCGUAACAUGGCAAGAUGUUGUCUUCGCCUUGACAGCAGAACUCGAGUGGUUUGGCCUCUCGAGUGUUGUAUGGUGAACAUCCCGCUUGUACGUGAUCUCAGUCCUUACAGGAAAGGACGCAAGAUUGGUGUAUGGGUACAUGAGCAGACGGGUAUCAAUGCUGGUGGACCCACGGACACUAUUGCAACGUCAAUUAUUGAGCGGUUAACCCGCUACUCGCACAUUUACGACACUGUUAAUAGAUUCGCAAAGGCUUAUGAUGCACAUUACAAUAAGCUCUGCAGUGUUUGUUUAAUUCCAUGUUUAUCUCAAGAUUCUUUCACUAUAAAAGCCCAAAAGAGCAAAUUUUUAGUCCAAGCGUAUACAUUCCACAAACUUGUAAUUGCAUAUGGUCGUGAACGAGAUCAACAACUCAUUGUAUCAUUCCGUCCUCGAAGCGCUUUGAAUGAACGGUUCAAUCUUAAUUUUGGGCAGGUUGGAAACAAAAAUGUGACUCUACCAAUUUCUGUGUAUGACUCACCUGAAGUUAACUUGCAAGAAGCCACUCGCUGGAAUGCUCACUGUAUGAUGACUACAAUUCUAAAGGAGAAGUACGAUGGGCUUUCUAUCGAUGAGUGA